Symbiodinium pilosum is the source of this 974-nucleotide messenger RNA. Lineage: Eukaryota; Dinophyceae; Suessiales; Symbiodiniaceae. The record is from the annotation of a GenBank genome assembly.
AUGUCAGACCUGGAUGCAGCUGGGAGUCCCAGCAUUGCACUUCCCCGUCCAGAGGAAUCCGGCGCUCAACAUCUGUGCCAGGAUGCCGAAAGCCUCGAAGGCCAGAGAUCGGGUCGUGUUUACUUCAAUGGCCUCUCUGGACCUCUCGACCCAAGCAUGGACAAGAUGACACUGCAAGAGGCUCCUUCGUGUCUUUACGGUGUCCGAUUGCACUUUCACCAGAAGCGCGGGGUGUCGUUUUUUGCAGUGAAAGUCUUCAUUUCCAGCAGGGACACAGAGGUUAUUGACCGAAAUGCCACCUACACUGACCUUGGGGAGCCGGAGGACUUCUUCGUUGUCCUGGCAAACCCUGGCACAGAGAAAGCAAAGGAUCUUUUCGAUGCUGCGGAGGCUCCUCGCGAGGAUGAAGCACUGCCAAAACUGGAGAAGGCUUUGGAGGAAGUCCACGCAAACGUCCUCGAUGCCCGCGGAGAAACAGCUGCAUGCAAAGCCUGCAGAUGUGGGCACGUCAGGAUGCUUUACAGCCUGCAGCUGGCCCUGGCUGAUUUUACGUUAGCUGACUCUCAAGGCGCCAGCCCAUUGUUCUUAGCCUGCCAAGAAGGGCACGUGCAAUGUGCCAGGUUUCUUCUUGAACUCUGCGGAACGAAGAAAGUCUGCAUUCGCCCGGACGGUGGGCCAGAAGUCUGGGUGGAUUUCGUUGACCGGCCACUCAACAGCGAUGCCACAUCCCUCUAUGUGGCUUCCCAGAAUGGCCAUCGGGGGACCGUACAGCUCCUUAUUCAAUACAGGGCGAAGGUGAACCAGGCGACCCGUGACAAAGCUACGCCCUUGUUCAUCGCUUCGCAGAUGGGCUUCACUGGGAUUGUGGAUGACCUGAUCGAGGCAAACGCAAGCGUUGAUGCUGCAAACAACACUGGCGCCACUCCGUUGUUCAUCGCAUCCCAGAAUGCUCGCCUGGAGAUUGCGCAGAAGCU